This is a messenger RNA of Clarias gariepinus (North African catfish), 1917 nucleotides long. RefSeq names its product phosphogluconate dehydrogenase (gene pgd). Gene Ontology annotation, cellular component: cytosol. Gene Ontology annotation, biological process: pentose-phosphate shunt; pentose-phosphate shunt, oxidative branch. Bases 90 to 1541 code for a protein of 483 amino acids. NCBI's taxonomy places the organism in Eukaryota, Metazoa, Chordata, Actinopteri, Siluriformes, Clariidae. Gene Ontology annotation, molecular function: phosphogluconate dehydrogenase (decarboxylating) activity; NADP binding. The record is from RefSeq and is a predicted model, not a curated record. The transcript is spliced from 13 exons.
CAGGGAAGAAGGAAGUGUGGCCAAGUGGAACCGAGAUCUGCUAACACACAACACUUCUGCGGUUUUACAGAAGAAUAUCUUCCUCAACCAUGGCACAAGCGGAUAUUGCUCUGAUUGGUUUGGCCGUGAUGGGACAGAACCUGAUCCUGAACAUGAACGAUCACGGCUUUGUUGUAUGCGCUUACAACAGGACGGUGUCCAAGGUGCAGGACUUCUUGAAGAACGAAGCCAAAGGCACUAAAGUGAUCGGUGCAGAGUCUCUGCAGGAAAUGGUUUCUAAACUGAAGACUCCUCGACGCAUCAUUCUCCUCGUCAAGGCCGGACAAGCUGUCGAUGAUUUCAUAGACAAGCUGGUGCCUCUUCUGGAGUCUGGAGACAUCAUUAUCGAUGGGGGCAAUUCUGAAUACAGAGAUACAACACGUCGGUGUAAAAGCCUAAAGGAGAAAGGUCUGUUGUUUGUGGGAAGCGGAGUGAGUGGAGGAGAGGAGGGGGCACGCUACGGACCAUCGCUGAUGCCUGGUGGACACAAGGAAGCAUGGCCACACAUAAAGGACAUCUUUCAGAGCAUUGCUGCUAAGGUGGGCACAGGGGAGCCAUGUUGUGACUGGGUUGGCGAUGAGGGCGCGGGACACUUUGUGAAGAUGGUCCAUAAUGGCAUUGAAUACGGUGACAUGCAGCUGAUCUGUGAAGCCUACCACCUGAUGAAGGAUGUGUUGGCUAUGGAUCAUGAUGACAUGGCAAAGGCUUUUGACCAGUGGAAUAAAACAGAGCUGGAUUCCUUCCUUAUCGAGAUCACUGCAAACAUUCUGAAGUACAAGGACUCUGAUGGCACUCACCUGCUGCCCAAAAUCAGAGACAGCGCUGGGCAGAAGGGCACAGGGAAAUGGACAGCUAUCUCUGCUUUGGAGUAUGGUGUACCUGUUACACUCAUCGGAGAGGCUGUCUUUGCCAGAUGUCUUUCUGCUUUAAAAGACGAGAGAGUCGUGGCCAGUAAGAGCCUCGCAGGGCCCCAGGGGGCAAAAUUUACUGGCGACAAGAAACAGUUUCUUGAAGACAUUCGAAAGGCUCUGUAUGCCUCCAAGAUCAUUUCCUACGCUCAGGGCUUCAUGCUCCUACGCCAAGCGGCUAACGAGUUCGGCUGGUCUCUCAAUUAUGGAGGGAUCGCACUGAUGUGGCGAGGUGGCUGCAUCAUCCGGAGUGUGUUCCUGGGAAAAAUAAAGGAAGCCUUCGACCGAGAUACAAAACUGCAGAAUCUGCUAUUGGACAACUUUUUCAGCAAAGCUGUCCAGGACUGUCAGGAGUCGUGGAGGCGGGUUGUAAGUACAGGAGUUCAGCUGGGGAUCCCAAUGCCUUCCUUUACCACCGCACUGUCCUUCUACGAUGGCUACAGACACGCCAUGCUCCCUGCUAACCUGCUGCAGGCUCAGAGGGAUUACUUUGGGGCCCACACAUAUGAGCUGCUCUCAAAUCCUGGCCAGUUCGUCCAUACCAAUUGGACAGGCCAUGGUGGGAAUGUAUCCUCGACAUCUUACAACGCCUAGACUCAGAAGCCCUGUACAGCAGAGAAAACCAUCACCUGAGAUCGGGACCAGGGACCGGGGACCAUGGCACUUGAACUGAGACACUUUCUUCCUGCACUUCUCACCUGAACUACGACCCAGUUCAAGAUUACUAUAGGUUUUUACGACACAUUGAAUUAACAUAGAGCUCUAUUUGUAAUGGAAAACUAUAUUCUAGUGUGUACUCUGUUUAACCAUCUAUCUUUCAGUAAGGUAGCGGUAGGAGACACUUGAGUGGUGUUGAUGAGUCCUCACUUUACUGUGGGUAGAGCUCAGAAUUAAACCUAAACCUGCAGUCUCUCAUUGUACUGUAUUAGGCUAAAUAAAGACUCACUUCCCUUUUUAAUCAAUCUGUUCU